UGGCUACUCUAGUCUAGAAGGCGUUGCUUAAGUUAGUUUUCUCAUAUACAAAAUUCUCACAGUCUGUUAGAAAAAUGAAAUCGUCAUCUACACUUAGCAGACUACCAUUUUCUUUUUAUCAAUUUAAAAGGAAAUAUUUCAAAAUUGGAAUAGUGGAAAUGGUUGUAUUAUUACCCGGUGGUAAUCACCAUUAAAUAUGAUUAUUUUUUCAAUUAUCGUCAGAAAUUCCCGAACUUUAUCAAACACCAACUUUCAGCUACCGAUAAGCGAUAAGAUUAGUCGGUCGGCGCAAAUAUAUUUGCCAACUCAAGGCGCGUAAAGCGCAAUAAAUGUGGGUUUUAAAAUAAAGUUAUAAGCGAGCGUACGCUCCCAUAAAAGUGGGUCAUUAAUUCAACAAUUCGAGUAUUUAACAACGACACAGCGUUACCGAUAAUAAUGAGAAAACAACAAUAACAAAAUCAAUCGGCAAAUUCAAGUACGAGUGUGUGAAAAUCUCCACGUUAAUUCAUUGCAUAUAAUUACACUGCCGGUCCGGCCAGUCCGGUCAGUGUCAGUAACUCGGUAGCGGUGCAAACGCAAUGUGUUCAAAAGUAAAUUUCGCGCUACUCGCGCUCGCUUUCGCUGGCAUCGUCGCCAAUUGUCAAGCCACGACAUUGACGGAGCGUAUUUUGGGCGGUGAGGAUGUUGCAUCCGGUCAGUUCACUUUUGCCGUUUCGGUGCGUUUGGAUAGUGCGCAUGUGUGCGGUGGCAGCAUUAUCGGUUUGCGACAGAUAUUAACGGCGGCGCAUUGCGUUGUCGACGACAACAGUCAAGUUGUCGCCGCCAAUCGUGUUUCUGUGCGCGUCGGCAGCGUCAAUCAGUUUGCCGGUGGUAAGAUCAUCUACGCUGAAUCCAUUGCCGUAGAGCCUUCGUACACAUACAUAAACAAUGAUCUCGCUGUAAUAAAGUUGAGCAGUGAUGUUCAAGUGGGCAGCAGGAUCUCCAUAAUUCCCAUUGCCACUAGCGCUAAUCAAGCGCCAGCAGUUAGCACCGCGGUAUCCGUUGCCGGUUGGGGUGAGCAGUCGUCUGGCGCGGCACCAUAUAAAUUGCAAUCGGUCGCAUUCUCAGUGGCCAGCGAGGAAGAGUGCACCAAAGGUUUCCCCGAGCAUGAUGAGACCACUUUCUGCUUGGCGCAUAAUCUUAAGGAGGGCAGUUGUCUGGGCGAUGCUGGUAAUGGUGUUGUCUACAACAAUCGUUUGGUUGGUGUCGCAAGCUUUGUGGUCGGUGCAUGCGGUUCACGUUAUGCAGAAGUGUUCGUGAAUGUCCCACACUUUGCGGAAUGGAUCCAGACUCAAUUGUAAAUUGGAAUUAAUUGAAAAGUUGGUGCAAUACAGUUAUAUUAUGUAGCAGCAAAGCGAAUAAAUUUUGAAAUAUUUUAAUAAA
Bactrocera oleae (olive fruit fly) is the source of this 1422-nucleotide messenger RNA. The record is from RefSeq and is a predicted model, not a curated record. NCBI's taxonomy places the organism in Eukaryota, Metazoa, Arthropoda, Insecta, Diptera, Tephritidae.